Messenger RNA from Micropterus salmoides (largemouth bass), 7639 nucleotides. RefSeq names its product netrin receptor UNC5D-like. Gene Ontology annotation, molecular function: netrin receptor activity; protein binding. The transcript has 18 exons. Gene Ontology annotation, cellular component: membrane. The record is from RefSeq and is a predicted model, not a curated record. Gene Ontology annotation, biological process: netrin-activated signaling pathway. Bases 434 to 3250 code for a protein of 938 amino acids. Lineage: Eukaryota; Metazoa; Chordata; Actinopteri; Centrarchiformes; Centrarchidae.
UUUCUUUCUGGUCAUUACAGGCGCGCGCGCAUAUAAACACCGGUACGCACGUGCGCAUUUCUCAACAGGUUCACAGAGGUUUGGGUAAGAGCUGUCUCAGUCUCUCUUCCUCUCUCUCUCUCUUUCUCUCUUCCUCACUCGCCCUCCAAAAACCCGAAAGCUGUUGGCUCGCGCGCGCUCUGUAAUUAUUCCACUCUCGCGCAGAAGAGUGCAGGCUGCUGAAAGCUCCGCACCACUUUCCAUUUCUUCCCUCCGCACUGCGAUUCCGCGAGGUGGCGGGUCUACUGGCGGACACUAACUAGCCCAACACCUGGAAAGAGCGUUCGCGAGGGCACGGAAACGUGUUUAGAGGUGCCUCGAGGAGACAACAAAUGUUCGAGACCCACGGCCACUGCCCCCAGACCCGACGGGGAGGGAGACAAGCAGAGCAGUGAUGGGACAGUUUUCGGGAGGAUGCUACUUGAGUUUUGGCAUCCUCGUGCUUCUCGGUUCGCAAGUCCCGUCCACAUUAUCUAGAGGUCCUCGAGGUGAGGCCCUGCAGCAUGGCCAAUCUGGGACACUGCCCCUCUUCCUGGAAGAGCCUGUCGAUGCUUACAUCGUCAAGAGUAACCCCAUCAAGCUCCGGUGUCAAGCUCGGCCUGCUCUUCAAAUCUUCUUCAAGUGCAACGGUGAAUGGGUCCACCAGAGCCAGCACAUGUCUCAGGAGCACACAGACCUGGGGACAGGGCUAAAGAUCCGUGAAGUUAUGAUCAACGUCUCACGUCAGCAGGUGGAGGACUUUCACGGCCCAGAGGACUACUGGUGUCUGUGUGUCGCCUGGAGUCACCUGGGAACUUCCAAGAGCCGCAAGGCAACUGUCCGGAUCGCCUACCUGAGGAAGAACUUUGAGCAAGACCCCCAAGGCACUGAGGUGCCUCUGAAUGGCAUGAUUGUGUUGCACUGUCGUCCCCCAGAGGGAGUGCCUGUGGCUGAGGUGGAAUGGCUAAAAAAUGAAGAGCCUCUCAGCUCCGAGGGUGUCAUUGAUACAAGAGGCGACCAUAAUCUCAUCAUCUCAGAAGCUCGCCUCUCUGAUUCCGGAAACUAUACCUGCAUUGCCAGCAAUAUUGUGGCCAAGAGACGCAGUGCAACAGCCACUGUUGUAGUCUAUGUGAAUGGAGGCUGGUCAUCGUGGACAGACUGGUCACCCUGUAAUGUACGCUGUGGCCGCGGUGUGCAGAAACGUUCACGCACUUGCACAAAUCCAGCUCCUCUCAAUGGGGGAGCCUUCUGUGAGGGCAUGUCUGUACAGAAGAGCACCUGCAACACACUGUGCCCAGUGGAUGGCAGCUGGGGAGAGUGGAGCGAGUGGUCGGUGUGUAGUUCAGACUGUGAGAGGCAGCGCAGCAGAGAGUGUACAGCUCCGGAGCCCAAACAUGGAGGACGGCUGUGUGACGGUGUGGCGCUGGCUACAGACAACUGCACUGGCAGCCUCUGCACACAGAAUCGAAAGUUGCUACAUGAUGCUAAACCACAGGGUGUGGAGAACAGCAGUGAUGUGGCCUUGUAUUCGGGCCUUGCUGCAGGGGUGGUGACAGUGGUGCUUCUGAUCAUCGCUGUCACACUUUACAGAAGGAGUCAGAGUGAGUACGGUGUUGAUGUCAUCGACUCCUCAGCCCUCACUGGGGGCUUCCAGUCCUUCAGCUUCAAGACCUCCCGUCAAGCAAACCCACUGCUUAUUAAUUCAUCCAUGCAACCCGAUCUGACAGUGUCGCGUACCUACACCAGCCCCAUGUGUUUUCAGGACUCCAUUGACAAGGAGCUGAUGGCCGAGCGCUCACUCCUUGACCCAUUGCCUGAUCUCAAGGUCAAAGGGGUGGCAGAGAGGGCAGAGUACCAUGUCAUGUCCCACCCUCAGACGUUUCCAAGGGGCCUGGCUCCAGACUAUAGAGGGGUUGCAGUGGGGACGACGCUGGGCAGAAGAGGCAAAAACCUCUUCACCCCACAAGUCUCUUUGACUCCCAGCAGGCCUCUCCACAAAGCGACUGCAGUGUUUGGUCAUGCUGGAGGGAGACUGGUGGUACCUAACACAGGUAUCAGUCUGUUGGUGCCUCAUGGGGGGAUCGCAGAAGACACUACCUGGGAAAUGUACAUGAUCAUCAACCAGGAGGACAGCAGUACUGUGUCCGAGGACGGGCCAGAGACCUUUUUGAGCCCCGCAGUCACGUACGGCCCACCAGGCCUUGACCUGUCCUGUCCCAUAGCCAUGACCAUUGCCCAUUGUGCAGAAGUCGCUGCUGAUAAUUGGACCAUUCGACUAAAGAGACAAAUGCCGGACAACAAGUGGGAGGAAGUGAUGUCUGUGGACGAGGAGAGCACGUCCUGCUACUGUCUGCUGGAGGCCCAGAGGUGCCAUGUGCUGUUGGAGCAUCCGGGCCGCUACGCCCUGGUGGGGGAGCCGCAGAACCAGGAGGCAGCCAAGCGGCUGAGACUGGCUGUGUUUGGUAGUCCGGAUACGAGCAACUCUCUGGGCUUUACCCUCAGGGUCUACUGUGUGGACGACACGCCCCACACAUUUCAGGAGGUGGCAGUGGGCGAGCGCAGCAGGGGCGGGCGGCUGCUGGAGGAGCCUAAAAUGAUGCUGUUCCGGGGAAACACUUUCAGCCUCCAGGUGUCCAUCCAGGACGUCCCACAGUUACUCUGGAGCAUCAAGCCUUUCACCACCUGCCAGGAGUUCUCCUUUUCUCAGGUGUGGGCCAGUAACCAGCGUCCCCUGCAGUGUGCCUUCUCUUUGGAGCGAUACAGCCACUCAUCGUCUCAGCUCUCCUGCAAGAUCAGCGUCCGACAGGUCAAAGGCGACGAGCAGAUACUCCAGGUCUAUGCGUCUGUGGUGGAGAAUGAAAAGGGAGUGGUUCCCUUUUUCACGCAGUCAGACUGUACCAUCACCUCUCAGACAGGGUCAAGGGCCUUUAAAAUCCCCCUGUCCAUCCGUCAGCGGAUCAGCGCCACCUUUGAUACCACUAAUGUCAAGGGGAAGGACUGGCAGCUCUUGGCUCAAAAGCUCCACAUUGACAGGAACCUGUGCUACUUUGCAUGUCAGGAGAGCCCAUCAUCAGUUAUUCUGAGUCUAUGGGAAGUCCAGCACCAGGACUCAGGGGACCUGGACUCUCUGGCCAGUGCCCUUGAGGAAAUCAGCAAGGUCCAGUCCCCCAGGACCGCCACUAUUGACUGUAGCAGAGAAGAACGGGACUCAGAAUUCACUAAACUUGGGUAGGUCAGGUCAACAGCAGAUCAAAUAAUGACGAACCUUUACUGCAUGAACACUGGUGAUCAGGUGUACUAGCUAACCUAAUGGUGAGGAGGAGAACGAGCAAAGAGGACAACAGGGAAACUCAGUUUUGGACUGUUAUUAAAGGAACACCUCUGCUAAACCAAAUAGCGCAUUCAGACAGACGGGAAUCAAGGAACAACGAAGAGAGAGAAGAAAAUGAGUGGAGAACAAAUGCGGAAGGACUAAAGUAUUAUUGUGUUAUUGAGAGGCACCGAUAAAACUUUUUUUUUUUAAAAGAAGAAAGGGAUAUGCGUAUCCCACACCCAUCUUUGAUUGAGAAAUAUCAACUCCUGAAAAUGGAUUUGAUUACCUGUAUUUAAGGAUUAUGAAUAUCAGUGUGAAGAGGACUCUCUGCACAAGAUGGAGUGUGUUUUAGACAGACUGCUAAUCAGGCUGGCGUUGUGACAUUCCCAGGAUCGGAUGUGCUGGCACUUGCCCUCAAACAGUCCGCUAGGCUGUUGUUUAAUGUUUGUCAUUAUGUUGUCAUUCAUUUCUGACAUGUUUCUUUUUCUUUUGUUGACUGUGUCUCUAAUGUUACUGCUGGAGAUAGAGGAGAAAACAGAAAGUAAGGAAUAUUGGAUAUUCAUUUUUUUUCAGAACUUCUUGUCCAUACUGCGUGGUCAGAGAUACUAAUAAUGACUAUCCACACAGAUUAGCAUUUAAAGUUAUUUGAUGAUGUGCUUAAACAUCAGACAUGCUAAAAAAUGUAUAAGAGAUGACUUUACAAAGGGUCUGACAGUGAUAACUAGGCACUGAUCACGUGGAUACCAAUCAUUUUAAGAACCAGCCACCAUGUAGAACAUUUUAACCCCAUUAGCAGAACACAUGCAAAGGCUGCAGAAAAGGAUAAGUAACUACAUUGUACAAUGCAAUGCACCUGGCAAUGCAACCAGAGGUGCACCUCAUCCCCUAAUGAUCAACUUCUGUUUGUUUGGAGGAAAAUGAAUGUCUCGCUGUGUUGUACAUACACUGCAGAUUUUUGUGGUGUUUACUUUCAAGAUUUUCAAAUUUUAAUGAAAAUCUUGGCUUUUGAUGUGUGGCUUGACUGAAGCUCCCUUUUUUGGAUCAUCUGGAUCAUCAGAUACCUGGACAUCAUUAUUUGGAGACACUUAGCCAACUCUCAUUGUCUUUUCUUCCCGGGCAGAGCCAGCAUCCAUUUGGAAAAAGAUAUCCUGUUCAGGAAGAUCCCUCAUUCAGUUGCUUCAUUUGCCCCUAAACUUAAUAAAGUGACUUUGUGUUGAACUCUGUGUUGGCUCUCUCUUUUCAUCUACUUAAUAAAUUAAUUUCUUGAAAGGCCUGACGGUCUACAUACUGUACAGUGGAGAAAUCGGCUACAGUAAAUCUACAAAAACUGUAUUCAGCAAAGAGAUGAAACAGAGAACCAUACAAAGUCCAAUUUUCAGAAAGAUGUAAAAGAACUACAUAAGCACUCUAAGUUUGGAUGGCAGCUCAUUGCUAAUUUACCAUGUUUAAGUUGCAUUGUGUAGCUGUUUUAACUGUACUAAAAGCCUGGACACGAAUUAGGUAGUUAAAACAAUUUAUGUGUAAGAGGACUUGUGACUUACUUUUCAACAUUCCUGACAGUCCAUUGGUUCUAACCUUAACAUCUGGUUAAAUGAGUGGUCCAUUAAAAAGCCUAUCAAGUAUCAAAUCCUCAAGUAAACCUCAGGUUCUGCAGAGUUGCUCAGCAGUGGCCCGUGCUCUGCAGCCGUCCAAAAAGUAAGAAUUCUCAGUAUUGUCUUUUAAAAUGGAUCAUUCCUUCUUAAAAGUACUUAAAAGUGUAUUUGGACAUUUUGGAAAAUUAGCAAUUCGCUUUCAUCCCAGGAGUUAGAGAAGGUUGAUACCACUUCUAUAUCUACGGAAAAUAUGAGGCUACAGUCAGGAGUUAGCUUAACUUAGCAUAAAAACAGGAAACAGGGGGAAACAGCUAGCUUUGUUCUGUCAAAGGUAACAAAAUUCGCCUACUAACACACCACCGACACAAGAUACCUUGUUUGUUUAAUCUGCACCAAAACUGCUGUGUAAAAAUGACAGUUUGCAGUUUUACGUGGGGUUUUGUGCAGGACUAUUUCUUGGCCCGGCACAUUUACUGUCCCCUGUUUCCAUUCUUUACUCCAAGCUAAGCUAAGCUAACAGAAAUGAAAGUGGUAUCAAUCUUCUCUUCUAAUUUUGAGCCAGAAAGCGAAUUUAAUAUCAUAAAAAUGUCAAACAACUCCUUGAAUAAACUAAGACUCCCAGAUUUCAUAUUCAAGAUGCAAAAGGAUAUAUUAAAUUCAAGUGUGCUCAUGCAAUCCUACAAUUCUGAAAAUCUGAUUUCAUUCCAUUACUGCCAGAUAAUCAAACUGGAAAUAACCAGUCAUCAGUCGGCAAGCCAUUGUCAUGCUAUCUAUAUGGAUCAAAGAACACCUUGUGUGCAGACAAUGCUCUUUAAGGAGGGACUGAUUCUCCACUAACAGCUGAUUACACAGUUCACAGUGUUAAAAGACCAAAGUUUGGAAUACAUUUACACCAGUUAUCACAUGCAGUUAGACCCUGUAUAGAUUCUGAACCUUAACUAAACAUGUAAAAUACUUUUCUCUAUACUUUGUGUUUAAUAUAUCAUGAAGUGGAGCUAGCAAUCAUACACCGACCUUUUAAACCUCUUAAAGCAGCAAGAAAACCAGGUUUUCUCAAUUUCAGGGUGACUCUUCCUAUAAGCACUGAAACUGUCUCGACUCAUUAGUCCUCAUCUCAUCAAAUGCACCAAAGAGAGUUGCAGAAGUAGAAUAAUGGUGUUUUCGGAGAUUUUAAGAAGAAAUCAUUUUUGGAAUGUUAAAAUGUUGAAAUCUUACAUUUCAUGAAGUGGUUUGUCAAGGUUAUAUGAAACUUGAUGAAACCAACUAGUUUCAUCAGUACUCUAGUCCUCAGUAAUGGAUACCAGCAUGGAUAUUUGUUAUUUAAGAUCUCAUAGACUUUUUUACUGCUUUUUUCAUUCCAGUGCUUGUUUCCUCCUAUUGAGGUCAACAGUUUCUUUCUAAGAACAUUAUAACAAGAAUUUCAAACUAAUUUCUAGCAUGCUGAAACCUGUGGAUGAAUGUGUCCCACAGUGCCACCUGGAAGAGCAAUCUUAGCUAUUCAAGGUGUAGUACCUCCAGCAGAGCUGUAGUGUUUGGCUAAUGGUGGCAAACAUUGCUUUUCUUUGAAAAAGAUUAUUACUGUAGCUUCUGUCAAAAGAGGAAAAAAUCAUCUGAAUUGAAAGACAAUUUCCUGAGCUAUUACCCACAACAUAUCCCACUGAUGUACCAUCACUCCAAGAUCUGACCCCUUCAAAAUCAUGAGUUGGCCUCUCUGCUGAGCCACAGAAAAAGUCCUCCAUCCACAAGGCCAUGUGAGGUAAAUCAUUUCUGGUAAACUCAGAACUUUAUCCAAACUUUUUAAUUGUAGUUACAUGUGUAUCUGAGCAUAGAGUGUAAUCAGUCAGAUGUCCUUGGAUCAUUCAAAAUUAAUACAACACUCCAUUCUAGCUGUGUAGAGAGACCUUUAAGGGUUUGUACAUGAGUAACAAAAAAAACAUAGCCAGCAUAAAAGGAGGAUAGGAGGGGAUGCAAAAUUUUUGUCUGUAAGCAUUUGGAAUGAUAAGGACAGUUGGACAGGUGCUCAGGCACUAUUCCUCCAUACUAUUCAUUUAAGGAAAGUAUCAAAACCCUACAAAAAAUUAUCCCAGUAGGCAGAAAGCUUGAAAAAGGAAAUGUGUCUUGAAAACCACUCUGAACUAGAACUAGACUAAGACUAAGGAAAUGUUGUCCUCUAGGGAUACAGCCAUACCAUCAUGGCACCACAUCACACCUUCCUUACAAUGAACAGCCCACACUCAGUGGAAAGAACUUGAUAAAGGUUUACUAUAAUAUUACUAUAUACUAUAUUAGUAAGUAUUACCCAACAUUCACUAAUUUUCAAUUGUUUCCAGUCAGGGAAGGAACCAAAUCCUUGCUAUGCAGAUGUAUAACUAACAUUGACAACAUUCUGAUUCAUACCACCUCGUGAAGAUUGUAGGGCCACUGCUGAAGUGAAGAUUUCUUUUGACAUUUGGAGUUUGUUUCUGGAAAUCUAGAUUCAUUCUUUUUUAUUUUAUGACAGAAGGCCUUGACAGAAGGUUACUGACUUUUUGGCAACACAGUGUUAUCCUGCCAAAUCUUACUCCAAACACAGAUUUUUUUUACCUUGAAAUCUGGAGUUUUUUUUAUUUAUUGAGCAUUAUUUUUAUUUCAUAUCCAGAAUUUUUUCAUCAUUUCUUUUUAAUGCUCCCACCGCAUCCCCACACACACACACACACACACACACACACACACAGAC